This is a messenger RNA of Echinostoma caproni, 834 nucleotides long. NCBI's taxonomy places the organism in Eukaryota, Metazoa, Platyhelminthes, Trematoda, Plagiorchiida, Echinostomatidae. The record is from the annotation of a GenBank genome assembly.
AUGGAUGACACAGUACUUCGUCGUCUGGCCUGUGCACUGAUCCCUAAUCCACGAAUCAGUUUUGUUCAACACAUACUUCGGCCGCAUGCGGAUUUGUACGGACCAUUUUGGAUCGCGACCACACUCAUUCUUGCCGCAGCUAUCGGAGGCAAUGUGUCGAGUUACAUGCAGUCGCGCGGUCAAGUCACCACGUGGAAAUAUGACUUUCGCAAAGUAACAUUGGCCUCAACAAUUAUCUACAUAUAUUGGUGGUUAAUCCCGCUGGGUUUGACCGCAUUCGCAUAUAUGCGUUCGAAACGUGCCCGGGAAGCCAAUGAGAACGAGGAUCGAAAUAGUUUGCUUGACAACGAACGAUCUCUGUCUGUUCCUACGCACAAAUUUGUCGAUCUGCUCUCUGUGUACGGCUACUCAUUCGCUGUAUUCGUUCCCAUUUCGAUUCUUUGGGCCAUUCCCAGUAACAUAUUUCAGUGGCUGUUGGUGGCGAUCGGUAUGGCCGUGUCCAGCGCGUUUCUCGCGUUUGCCCUGUUUCCGCUGUUCCGGAAGGAGCAUAAUCGAGCCCCCAAACGAUUCACUUCUAUCAGCUCCCAGACUAUCGACUAUCGGCCGUUCUCACGAAACCAUGGGAUUCUCAUGACUAUGGGCCUUAAUUCAAUUCUUGAAACAGCCCUAUCCUUGUGCGAGGAUAGCGGUAUCGAUUUACUGCCAGAUGGCGGACUGUCUGAUCUAGAGUAUGCAGACGACGUGCUACUAAGUGAAGAUCCACGUAAGAUGCAAGCUUUUCUGGAUAGUUUGAGUGCUAAUGUAAUCAUGUUCGGUAUGCGUUUCGCACCUUCA